Messenger RNA from Lingula anatina, 3924 nucleotides. Its product is annotated as protein PTHB1. Gene Ontology annotation, cellular component: BBSome; membrane. Gene Ontology annotation, biological process: cilium assembly. The record is from RefSeq and is a predicted model, not a curated record. NCBI's taxonomy places the organism in Eukaryota, Metazoa, Brachiopoda, Lingulata, Lingulida, Lingulidae.
CAAAAUAGUUCAGCGGGAAUAAAACUUGUGUAGAAUAUGACAUUUCAAUAGAUCAUAAUACAUUUGCGUUUCAUUUGUUUGCAGUGAAAAGCUGUCGUAAUGUCGAGAUAGGGCAGUAUGUAAAUACCAGAACACACAAUGUAGUUAUUGCACCAGUUUAUCAUUGUUUUUAAGCAUGUCCCUAUUCAAGGCACGGGAGUGGUGGGCCACUCUAGCAGGAGAGGAUGAGGAAUAUGAUCUUGGCUGCCUGUGUGUAGCUAAUAUAGAUAACAGCUCAACAGGAACAGAAAAAAUAAUAGUUGGAAGUUACCAUGGAUCUUUACGGGUAUUUAAUCCACGUCCGGUGAAAGGAGAGAAAGGCUGGAGUGGAUUUAAGUCAGAAGAUGUGAUGCUGGAAACCCACUUGCAGUACCCCAUAUUACAAGUAGAAGCAGGGAAGUUUGUUUCAGCAUCUGAUAAAUUGCACUUAGCAGUUCUCCAUCCUAGGAAGAUUGUAGUUUACAGUAUUACAGCUGUAUCUGGGGCUGUUGAACACGGCCAUUACUGUCAGCUGAACUUGAUGUAUGAGCACAGUCUGCAGCGCACCUCAUACAACAUGUGUUAUGGUCCAUUUGGAGGAGUCAAAGGCCGAGACUUUCUGUGUGUUCAGUCUAUGGAUGGCACACUCUCUGUAUUUGAGCAGGAUUGUUUUGCAUUCAGUCGCUUUCUUCCUGGGGCUCUAUUACCAGGACCAAUGAAAUAUGUUGCUGUAACAGACAGCUUUGUCACUGUGUCCUCCAGUAGGCAGGUGGAAAGCUAUAAAUACCAGGUGCUAGCAGUGGCCACAGAUUCCGCAACAAAAGAAGAGUCACAAAGCAUAAAAACAGGGAAAAAAGUUGCAGUUGACUGGACAUAUAAUAUGGGAGAACAAGCCCUUGACAUAUAUGUGACUGCAUUUCCUAAUAUAUCAACAGCCAUCAUGAUUUUAGGGGAAAGAAACUUAUUCUGUCUGACAGAAGGUGGAAAACUAAAGUUUAUGAAGAAAUUUGACUACAGUCCAAGUUGUUUUCUACCUUACAGUUCUGUGUCAGAGGGCACCAUUAACUACAUGGUAGCUACCCACACUAAUACGCUACUUGUGUACCAAGACGUGACAUUAAAGUGGGCAGCACAGCUUCAACAUUUACCUGUGCAGGUGAAAAGAGGAAACUUUCAGGAUUUGAAGGGUGUGAUAGUGACCCUAGAUGAGUAUGGCCACAUAGACUGUAGCUAUCUAGGUACAGACCCAGCUUUAUUUGUCACCCAGCAGUCAGAGGCCAGAGAAAUCAAUUAUGCUGACCAGGACCAAGAAAUGCAACAGCUGCAGAAAAUUAUCAAGGAGCAGUCUGCAAAAACCAGUUUGUUGCCAGCCCUUAGUUCAGAUGAUGAUGUUACCCUACAAGUACACGUUCCAGAUCAGUUGGAUUCAAUUUCUCAAGCUCAAGGUGUAGAGAUCUCAGAUAGUGAAGGAACCAUUCCAUCUAUUACAGUUAAGGUCAGCAUUAAGGCAAAGACAGCAGUUCAAAAUGUACGGUUUUCUGUUCAUACUGCACUUCCUCUGGCAGCAAGUCAAACACAAUACCAGUUCUCAACACUAGAUUCCAAUAGACCAGGGGAAGUGCUAAUUUCGUUCUUUUUAAAGAAUGAUUUUAUGCCGUCAGAUCUCAGUGCCGAAAUUACUGCCACCUAUCAGAAUGCUGCAGGGGCUCCAAGAGUAGCACAAGCCCUGAUCCCACUACCCAUUAAACUUGUUAUUCACCCAUGCCUUCCCAUGAAGAUGGCCACACAUAAAGUCACAAUAGAUACAAAUAAACCACCAGUUAGUCUCAAUGACAUUUUCCCAGAUCUCCUUGGAGAGAAUGCAGGCGGUCCUGGCAAUGCUCUGGGAUUUCAGUUUUAUGGUGGUGUAGUGGUCACAAUGUUAGCAUCCAAAACAUCACAGCGCUACCGACUACAAAGUGAUGUCUUUCAAGCCAUGUGGAUUAUGACAAAUGAAUUAGUAAAGAGACUAGAAAAGUAUUUCAUGGCCCGUCGUGCUACAGACUUUCAGUGCUCCUUCUCGGGAACCAUGCCUCUUGCAGAAUACUUUGAUGUGGUUGAUCACCAUUUUGAAGUAAGGUUAAAAGAUCUCCAAAUGAAAGAAGUAUUGGGACAGAGGGCAGCACAGUUCAGAGCAAUUCAGAGGCGCCUUCUGACCAAGUUUAAGGACAAGACACCAUCCCCUCUUGCUAACUUAGACACUCUGUUGGAUGGCACUUAUAGACAGAUCUUAGCAUUAGGGGAGGCAGUGGAGGAAAACAAGCAUCUGUUAGCCAAAGUAGCCAGUCACCUGAGCAGUGCCACACGUCUGCUCAAUCUGCUGAUCCGUCUGAUGGGGAACAUGACGGACAAGGAAUUCAGAGUGCUGGAGACCAGUAUAUCACCCCAGGUGGAGGACAGUGGGGAGCUGGGCUGGGAGGAGUGUGUAGAUGCAGCAAUAACCCACCUGCUAAGAACCUGCCUGGCUAAGAAUGCCAAGGACCAGACAGUGAACCCGUCCCCCCUCACUAUGCCCAGGGACACCAGCAAACUGAGGAAACACAUCGGCAUGCUCUGUGAUAGGCUCAGCAAGGGUGCCAAACUUGCAGUCGACAUACCUGAAGAUGCUUUGGGUGUGGAAGACAAACAAGAUCAAAGCAAGAAGAAAAAGUCACCAAGGCCAGCAGAGGAGAUCAACACCACCAAUAAAGACGAGACUCCUGGGGACCUGGGUGAGGCAGAGGUCCCAGUUGGGAGCAAGUUUGGGGAGAAGAAGAGUCCCAGGAAAGAGUCUGAUAUUCCUCCCCUGAAUGGCCCUGCUCUGUCCAAUGAGAAUGGUUUGCCUCCAUUAAGAAAGGGCAAACUGGCUCCACUUGGAGGUCAGGGGACAGGUCUUGGAAAAGGAUUGAAUGAUCUUUCUAAGAAGAAGAACAUUGAAAGUCUGGUCCCUGAUUUAGAUGACAUGGGUUCCCCUCCCAGUGAUGGUUCAUUGCUAGUGAAUGGAAAUGGAAUUGAUGAUGAGAAUGAUGUUGUUGCAGUGUAGACCAACACAUGGUUAUUGCUGUAUUUCUCACUGACACAUGACAGGCAUUUGCAAGUUUCUGAUGGAGCAGUAGUGUAUAAUUGUUGAAUAAAAUCUAAGAGGACAUCAAUUGCCUGUAUCGUAACUGUUUUUGUAUUCAUGUUUAUUUGAUAUGAAGUGCUUUUUCUAUCAUCAACAUUCACUGUCUUUGUAUUGUGCUCUCAGAUUCAUUAUCUCUAACUGUCAAAUGUGUCAGAGAAAACUUUGGCUCAGUAAAGACUUAAAUGGUAAACCAUUUGUUCUGUAUGAUACCCUGGUGUAUCUGUAAGCGAAAAUAUCCAAGAUAAGGACCCAUUUAUUUAUUGCGUGCAGUUGUAUAUAGCAUAUAUUGAUGUGGGAUCAUCAAAGUAGGUCAUAUAUCUCUGUGAUACAAAUAUGUAUGUGGAAGAAAGCAAUAAUAGGAAAUUGAAACUAUAUUAUUGAAAUAUAGGGAAUGAGAAGUCACAUAAUGAUGGAUUUGGUCCCAAAUAAACAAAAAAAACCACUGGUUUUGUUUGUGAACAGGUAAUUUCCUGGCUGUUUAAUAGACAUAUCAAGAAACUGGAGUAUUGUAAUUACAGUAUUUAUAUCUACCUGUAUAUAGUGUACAUUUCUGGAGCUAUGUCACACAUUUUAAAUCUAUUUGUAAUCAUGAUAAGAGUGUGGAUUUCUUUUGUUGAAAGCUGAGAACUAUGCUAAGCUUCUUUUGUGUUUUAUUAUUAAAUAAAUGUGCUCGCGUCCUUGUGGUCAAGAUGCAGUGAAUUGUCACUUCACUUAAAUAUUGCUUUCAUUUUACCUGUGAGGGUUUAACUUAAAUCUACUUUAUG